Messenger RNA from Sphenostylis stenocarpa, 364 nucleotides. Lineage: Eukaryota; Viridiplantae; Streptophyta; Magnoliopsida; Fabales; Fabaceae. The record is from the annotation of a GenBank genome assembly.
ACCAAUAGCAACGGCCCAAUUUUUCUUGGGCUUCGUAAAAUUACCUAGGGCCCACCAUAUAGGGAACUGGGGUACCGUUUCGGACUGGACCCACGCCAGAGCCCAUCACAAGACAGUGACAUUGUUGCUUCAGGAAGACUUAGCCAGAUGCCUCCAAAUCCAUUAUUGUAAUACUGCAGAAGCCAACAAAUUUCUUUUCUCGGAAAAGCAAUGCACAAUUUUCAAUUGGUUCAAGAGAUUAAUACGCUUAUGGAAUUCUGCGCCGUUCCGAACCAAGACUUCAAUUCGGUUGGCUUGGAAGUAUGAAUUUGCACGUGGUUAUGGUGGCUAUACUUAUAAUUUUGAGAUAACAUUGUCCAAAUGA